AAAUCCAAAGCUUUUUUUUGGAAAUUGUCUUACCCAUUUCUCAACCGUAAGACAUUUUCCCUUUCUCCUUUCUCUUCUUCAACCUUCUUCAACUCCGUUCCCAUCUUCAGCUUCUUCAUUACUAAGAAGAGAUUCGGAGAAGCCUAUGUUGACUCCACCGCCGCCGUCGCCACCUCCUCCUCCUCCGCUUCCUCCGAAGCAACGACGGCUCUGGGAGAAACCACUUCCAUCAGCAUCUAUAAUAAAACAGAUAUCGAAGCCGCCUCCUCUUGUGCCCCCUUCGAUUCCUUUUAUGACACACAACCCAAUUAGUAUUUCUCAAGUCGAGUUGCCUACAAGGUCUGAGUCUGAGGCAGUGGAGGAAAAGGAUGCGGAGGAGGCUUCAAAACCCAAGUUAAAGCCUUUACAUUGGGAUAAAGUACGAGCCAGCUCUGAUCGUGAAAUGGUGUGGGAUCACCUCAGAUCAAGCUCAUUCAAGUUGAAUGAGGAGAUGAUUGAAACACUAUUUGUCGCAAAAACACCGAAGCAAGCAACUCCACGUUCUGUUCUUCCUUCACCAAACCAAGAUAAUAGAGUGUUGGAUCCCAAAAAGGCACAAAACAUAGCAAUUUUGUUGAGGGCAAUCAAUGUGACCGUCGAAGAAGUUUGUGAAGCCCUUUUAGAAGGUAAUGCUGAUACACUCGGCACUGAACUUCUUGAAAGUUUAUUGAAAAUGGCUCCGACCAAGGAAGAAGAACGCAAGUUGAAGGACUACAAAGAUGAUUCACCAGUCAAGCUUGGGCCAGCUGAGAAGUUUUUAAAAGCAGUUCUUGAUAUACCCUUUGCGUUCAAAAGGGUGGAUGCAAUGCUCUACAUGGCUAACUUCGAGUCUGAAGUUGAAUACCUUAAAAAAUCUUUAAAAUGCUUGCGAGGAAUUGAGAACCAGUAGGAUGUUUUUUAAGCUUCUAGAGGCUGUGCUCAAGACUGGGAACCGCAUGAAUGUCGGGACAAACCGUGGUGAUGCCCAUGCCUUCAAACUUGAUACACUCCUUGAGCUUGUUGAUAUGAAGGGUGCGGAUAGGAAGACCACACUCCUGCAUUUUGUUGUACAAGAAAUAAAUCAAUUUAAAGAUUAAUAUUGUAGUUUAAUAAUUAAGUAUUAUUAUAAAUAAAUCAAUGCAAUAUAUGUAAAAACAAUUUAAAAUAUAAAAAUUUAUUAAUAUAUAUUAAUAUAUGUAAAAACAACUUUUCCGGAAAA
Gossypium raimondii (Peruvian cotton) is the source of this 1237-nucleotide messenger RNA. RefSeq names its product formin-like protein 1. The record is from RefSeq and is a predicted model, not a curated record. The coding region runs from base 146 to 928 and encodes 260 amino acids. The transcript is spliced from 4 exons. Lineage: Eukaryota; Viridiplantae; Streptophyta; Magnoliopsida; Malvales; Malvaceae. Gene Ontology annotation, biological process: actin nucleation; actin cytoskeleton organization. Gene Ontology annotation, molecular function: actin filament binding.